Messenger RNA from Octopus sinensis (East Asian common octopus), 2577 nucleotides. Its product is annotated as vitellogenin-2-like. The record is from RefSeq and is a predicted model, not a curated record. Lineage: Eukaryota; Metazoa; Mollusca; Cephalopoda; Octopoda; Octopodidae. Bases 280 to 1602 code for a protein of 440 amino acids. The transcript is spliced from 2 exons.
AAAAGUGGCUCAGCUGUUGAUAGUAAAGCAAAAAAUGGCUCAGCUGUUGAUAGCAGUAAAGCAAAGACUGGCUCAGCUGUUGAUAGUAAAGUGAAGACUGGCUCAGCUGUUGAUAGCAGUAAAACAAGGACUGGCUCGGCUGUUGACAGCAGUAAAGUAAAGACUGGCUCAGAUGUUGAUAGCAAUAAGUUGAAAACCAGUUCAGAUGCUGAAGUCAGUAAGGAGACAACUGACUCUAAAAUCACUAAGGUGAAGACUGAAUUAGCUGUUGGUAUCAGUAUGGUGGAAAAUGGUUCUGAUGUUGAAAUUAGUGAGGUGAAAAGUAGCUUAGAUAUUGACAUCAAUAAAAUGAAAGCUCACUCAGAUGUUUUUAUCAGUAGAAUGAAAACAGAAGGUGGUUUGGGUAUUCGGGUCAGUAAGGUAAAGACCAACUCAGAUGCUGAAACCAUCAGCAAGAUGGAAACUAGUUCAACUGUCAGUUGUCAUAAGGUGAAGACUGAUCCAACUAUCAGUAGCAAAAAGGUGAAGAUUGACUCAACUGUUGAAGCCAGUAAGGUGAAGAAGGAACCGAGUGUUGGUAACGGGAAACAAUCCACAGUCAAAAAUGCCUAUAAAAGACAUUUGUCAAGUGAAGUUACAUCUAAUGAGAAAAAAGUCCGUGUAAAUUGUAGUACUGACAGUCAAGACAGAAAGAAUAGAUCAAGCCCCGAUGACUGUCAUCGGAUAAAGAAUGCUGUAUAUUUUGAUAUUUCCAGCAAGAAAGAUUUGUCGUCUACCAACAUUUCUUGUGGGAAAACUAUCACAACAAAAUCUAACAGUUCAUUUAAAUAUGUUGAUAGUUCUGUUACUCUUAAUAAGAACAAAAACGCAACAAAUGUCAGCAACUCUAGUAAGAAAAUACUCAGCACCUCCACUUCCAGUGUAGUAUUCUCUAAAGCUGAUAGUUCCAGUAAAAAGAUUCUAUCUGGUGCUCACACUUCUGAUGUAAAAUCUUCAUCUAAAGCCAACACAUCCAAUAAAGAGUUUUUGUCAAAUGCUGACAUGUCCAGGAACAAGAUUUUAUCUAAAGCUGACACAUCCAGUAAAAAGGACUUAUCUAGAGCUGGCACAUCUAAUAAAAAGACUUCAUCUAAAGCCGACACUCACAGCAACAAGACUUCAUCUAAAGCCGACACUCACAGCAACAAGAUUUCAUCUAAAGCCGACACUCACGGCAACAAGACUUCAUCUAAAGCCGACACUCACAGCAACAAGACUUCAUCUAAAGCCGACACUCACGGCAACAAGACUUCAUCUAAAGCCGACACUCACGGCAAUAAGACUUUAUCUAAAUCCGAUAUGUCCACAAAGAAAACUUCAUUGAUAGUUGACACUUCCCGGAAAAAGACUUUAUCUGAUGCCAACAUAUCGAUUAAGCCCGUACAAAAUAAUACUAACAUUUCUAAUAAGAAGACUUUGACAAAUGCAAAUGUUUCACAGAAGGAAAGAGCUGAUACUACUGCCACUUCAUUUACUGGGGUGGUUCAUCGAAGUGUUUCUGCCUCCAAGAGAGGCUCGGAUGCUGUUAGAAAAUCUUGUAAAGUAGCAAAGGGAUGCAGCUAGGACAAUCGAGAACUGUCUAGAUGCAAAUAUCAAAAUGUUUAGUUUUGUCCUUCCAGUUUCUAAGUUCAAAACUUACAGAGAUUCUAAAUGACAGUCGUAUUUCUGCAGGGUCGAGGUUAGUUUAAUUAGCUGGAUAUCUUCUCUGAAAGUGGCCUUAUGCUUGUGUAAUUUAUAAUUCACUUAAAUAUAUUCAAAUUAUGAAUAGGGAAAACAAAAUAUGAGUUUAGCUUUAAAAAAAAUAAAUUCAUUUUCAGAUCCAAAAGCUCUUCGAGGUUUUAAACAGUUCCUAGAUCUGCACUUUGAGCUGUUUUGCUAAAGUACUGCUUUCUGGAAUCUGAAGAGUUGAUAGUGAUCUCUGUAAGUGGGGGCGUGCUUAAUCAUAUGAAACAAACAUUAUAAAUGUCAGAAUGCAUAUACAGAAAAAUAGCUGAGAUUUUAGGCUGAGCCUUGCUUCAGUAAAGAAUUAUCAGAGGUGUCGUUAAAAUUAUCAAAUUUCUUCUCCCACCAAAAUAUGUCUUAUUUUAUGCUUCUCAAUGGUCCAUAAAGCUAGCUUUCAAGGUGACUUGUUUUAUAAAUGUAAAUAAUAACUAAACCUUCAACAACCAAUAUCCUCAGUUGAUUUUAUUCUGAGGGUAAUAAAAGUGGUUGCUUUUGGACCAUACAGAAAAGAUACACUGAAAGUUCAUGUUACUGGUUAUUUUUUUACUGUGAGGGUAGAAACACCAUACAAAGGUUAUGUAAAUAUUUGAGCAAACUGUGACCAGAAGUCACGUUUGAUUCCAAGUUAAAACUAUUUGCAUUGCUUCCCAUUGCCAAGAACUUGGAUGGACAUUCCUUUACCAAUUAGUGAUCACAAAAUGCAGUGUGAACAUUUGGUAUUCAGUUCAUUUGUAUGAGAUUAAUCUGUUUCAUCAGUUGUAUAUUAAAUGUUCUCCUUGUUUAUAUUUCAUAAUGAAUAAAUCAGUAUUUUCUUAA